AACUGAUAUCGUGAGCCGUUGGGAGCGGAUUACAUCGGAUAUAACUUCAUUUUCAUGGUCUCCAUACAAGCAAUCCAAUUGGGUGAAAGAGAACAGAAAACCCCUCAACAGAGAGAUUUAUAUAAGCUUUGGAAGUCGUUGAGUUCACCAGCUGAUGAUCAUCAUCUCCUGAACUUCGCUCCAUAUGGAUUGCUUAGUUCUUCCGGUGGCGUUAUGGCGACGAUGGUCGUUCUCGUCGUCAAGACUUGGGUACCGGACUUUGUCGAAUGAAGACGGUGAGAAUUCAAGGACGAAUCUGGUGACUGUGGUUGCUGGGAAGGAGAAGAAGGAGUUCUUGGUGGACCCAUUUGUGUUAGAGGAAGACCCAUUUCGGUUAUUGUUCGAAACGACGAGGAAGGAGAGGAAGAAGAGGAAAUUCGACGCGAAUGAAGAGAAACGGGUGAUUUUCGUCGAUGUGGAUGCGAUUUUGUUCGAACACAUGCUGUGGUUGUUGUACAAUGAUUGUUCUUCUCUUUUUCAGCUCAAUCUUAAAGAGAUUAUAGACUUCUAUAGUCAAGAUACUUAGACAGAUUUAGCUGCAAAAUUAAAAGAAGAGGUAUCUUUUCUUCUGUUCUUUUUUUCUUUUCUAUAAAUACAUAAGUCCUUUUGAUUAAGGACCCAUUUAUCUUUCUCCUUCCAGAGAUUGCAAGAAUAUAGUAUGUUUAUCAAUAAUGCUAACUAGUUCUUCCCACU
This is a messenger RNA of Nelumbo nucifera (sacred lotus), 732 nucleotides long. RefSeq lists its product as uncharacterized. The record is from RefSeq and is a predicted model, not a curated record. Gene Ontology annotation, biological process: response to auxin. NCBI's taxonomy places the organism in Eukaryota, Viridiplantae, Streptophyta, Magnoliopsida, Proteales, Nelumbonaceae.